AUGAAGCCAACACACCGAACCCCAGUAAGCCAAGAAGUAGCAACUAUGAUAGUCUUGCUUUCUCAAGCAGCCGAAAAUCAUGGCAAAGGAAGCUUAUAUGCACUUUUAGCCUACAUCGACUACUUCCUUCCAGGCAUUUCACAAGCAGGCCGGGACUUAAACAUACUGUUUGCUGCUCCCCAGCCCGUACACCAAUAUUGCUGCCAUGAGCCCAUUAGAGUGUUUCCUCAUUGCAGAUCUCCUUAUUUCGAGCUCCAGGACCAUUACUCGCAUGAAUGAAGGGCAUUAAGCAUGAGCGCUGAAAAAUAG
Blepharisma stoltei is the source of this 309-nucleotide messenger RNA. NCBI's taxonomy places the organism in Eukaryota, Ciliophora, Heterotrichea, Heterotrichida, Blepharismidae. The record is from the annotation of a GenBank genome assembly.